GAUCCGAAAUCCAGAUUAUCAGAAGGCCACCCAUCCCAAGAUUUGGGCAGCUUGGUGUGUCGUUUUGUCAGGUGUGGCAGGCAUGCUGUGCCUGACGCUUGCAGUUCUAUUCCUGCUGUUCACGAUGGAGUUGAAGUUUCUCCUGAUUUACGAGUGGGGCGACUGCUACAAGUUGGGUUGCCGCGAUCCAUCGUUCAAGCAUGGGUUCGCUGGCACGCUAUCCAUGAUAGCAUGUGAUAUCCUGAUGGCCUUGCUGAUAGCGGUUGCCACGGGCGAGCUCUGCAAAGCGUUUGCAAGACAAAUCGCCAAGAAUUGGAAUUUCCACAGCAUGAUUCUCCGACUGUUUGUAGAGCACUUCAUGGCCAUCAGCAUUGACAUGGUUGCUACAAUUGGAGUCUUUGCUUACCUGGCCUUUUCUUUCCUGCCUGAGUGGGAAGAAACGCCGGAAACUGAAUGGUGGGACUCCGCUGGCUGCGUAGACUUCUGGGAUUUCCAGGUCUGCCAAGCCCUGCGCAGUUGUGCUCCCGAUGAUCCGGUUUGUUGUGCUGGCACUCUCUUCUGCGCAAGAUCAAAGCUAAGUUUUCACCAGAGAUGGGACCUCUUCGAGGCGUGGUUGGGCGGACUCUUCGUCGUCGCUCCAUUUGUGGAGGUUCUCAUGGAGUUUAUCGUUCCACUGGUCGCCUAUGUGAUAUAUGCACAAGUUCAGAUAUCUCGCGGAGGGUCAGAUGCAGAGGAAGAUCGAAAGCGAGCUGGAGCAUGCUGCUGCCGUUGCCUUCAAGGACUUGGACGGCUUCUGGCUUUCAUCUUCUUGUUGGAUGGAGGUGUGCUGGGCUUACGCUACAUUUUCGAAGGAUUUCCAUUCCGACCGCCGAAGAUCAUUGAACAGAUGACCUCCAAGGCGUUCGGCCCACUCUGCCUGGUCUGCAGCAGGGAAAUGGAAUGGACCGGCGCGGAAACCAGCGACGGUCGGGGCUGGACUUGUCGACAUCAUGAUGUAUGUCGGUCUAGCAGUGAAAACAAGGGUCCAUACCGGUGGCACUGCAAAAAAUGCCACAUAGACAUUUGUGAAGACUGCCAUCCACAAGGGGCCACAAUGGUCUACGGGCUGUUUGGGCCUCUAGACCAACGACUGCUACGCCAGAUGGAGCCUUUGUCAGAACUGAAACUGGUGAAAAUGAAUUUCUUGAUCUUGGUCAUGUUUGCUCCGAUGAAUCCCAUUGGGCUGAUUCCUCAGAUGUUUGCACGCCAGUUGGACCUGCGCUCUCGGCUACCCAAGCUGCUCAUGGUGAGACGGCGGAACUUUCCUGAUGACAACCGCCUGGCCCACACCAGCCAGACGAUGUUCUGUCUCUUGAUCCUGCCACUCGUAUCGAUCUGGCACACAGGUCUGACACUCGUGUCUGCAAAUCCCGAGUUGCACAUGCGGCAAAGCGAGAUACUAUUCGCUUGGCUCAGUGCCGCUCUCGCGGUGGCCUUGUUGGCUUUGCUUGGCCAGUGGCUGAUCGCUCGCUGUCACUUCGGCAAAACGCCGCCUCAUGGCGAGUUAAAGGUCCCGGCUUCGCGAGUCCUGGGCAAAGAGGAUCAAGAUGUGACGUCGCCGCAACAACGCGGCCCAAGCUUUGUACAUCUGUCUCCCGACCCCGACUAUAUCUCUUGA
Symbiodinium necroappetens is the source of this 1657-nucleotide messenger RNA. The record is from the annotation of a GenBank genome assembly. Lineage: Eukaryota; Dinophyceae; Suessiales; Symbiodiniaceae.